Harmonia axyridis is the source of this 4462-nucleotide messenger RNA. Its product is annotated as cyclic GMP-AMP synthase-like. The record is from RefSeq and is a predicted model, not a curated record. The transcript is spliced from 10 exons. NCBI's taxonomy places the organism in Eukaryota, Metazoa, Arthropoda, Insecta, Coleoptera, Coccinellidae. The coding region runs from base 128 to 1771 and encodes 547 amino acids.
UUACUUGUAAGUUUAUAUUACGUGUACGUUAGUCAUUCAGAGUGACGCUUAUAAUUCAUAAUCAUAUAUCUGUACUUCAGAAGUUACUGUGAAAUCUAUUGUUGUAGUGAGAUUUAUAUUCAAUAAAAUGAAUAUUCUAGUGUCUGAAUUCAAUUCUAUGCAAAUAAGAGAUGUGUCUCCAGAGUUAGAGCCAAAUGUUAGGAAAUACAACACUAUGGAACCAACUUUGCAAGAGAUUCAAAAAGCUAUAAACUUAUCGCCCUCUGAGAAAAAACAUCAUAAUUCGAUCAUACAUCAGAUUAUCAAUCAGGUAGUGGACGAAAUGAAAUCCAAGGAUAUUCUGUUCAAAAAUUUGUUCAAUAAAAUACUCUUCGGGGGAAGUUAUUAUGAUGGAUUAAAGAUACAUUUACCAGAUGAAUAUGAUAUAGAUAUUGUCCUGAAAUUGCCGAAAAAAGCAAAUGCUCAAUUGACAGUUAACGAAAAACCUGGAUUCGUUAAAGUCUAUGUUGAGUUGGAUUCGCUGAGUAAAGAAUCAGAUUACAAUAAAGAAUACAAAUCAAUGGAAAAAUUUGUAGAUGGCAAUUAUUUGAUGACAAACAAAUUUCGGGAAUGGUUUGAAGGAGUUUGUUCCAAAGUGAUAUCUAGUAUUGGCAACUACAAGUUCAGUAAAAGUGGUCCUGCGAUGACUUUAAAGACUGACAUUGAAGGUAAAAAAGUAUGUGUCGACUUAGUUCCUUGUUUCAUUUUUACUGACCAGUAUUGGCCUGCGAAACCUUACAGAAAAAACGCAUCAACUUCUAAGGGAGAAUUUCUCGUAGUGCCUAAAGAUCCUAAAGUAAUCGUAUCACCCUACAUUUUCUGGAGAUUAUCUUUCCAGGAACAGGAAAAAGAUGUUAUUACUGGUAAAAAUGGUUUGAAAGAUACCAUAAGAUUGCUGAAGCUUUUGAGAAACCGUCAGUUUAAUGAAUCAUCUUUUGCAAGCUACUUCAUUAAAACUGUCAUGAUGUUGUUCAGUGAAAAAGUAGAUGAUACUUUUUGGAGGAAUCCCAGAAGUUAUAUCUUUAUGAUGGGACUGAAGUACUUUGGUGAAUUAUUGAAGCAAAAAACUAUUCCAUAUUAUUGGAACAAAGAGUACAACCUUUUAACUGGGAUGAAAGAGGCAACUCUUAUACAGAUGUCGAAUAGAAUAGACAGAAUAAUAAAAAAUCUAGAAAAUCAAAACGAUAGUCCAACUAGACUCCGAUUGACCCUUCUCGAGUUCUUUGGACUCCCGAAUUUGUACGAAGAGUCUCCUGACAAGAUUGGUAAAGAUAAUAUAGAAGAAGAUGGAAACUCCUUAUUAAAAGAAGACAGUACAGGGACGGCCGAGGAAAACUCUAAUGAAGAUUCAAGUAUAAGAAAAGAAAGGUAUUCUGUUCUCAGUUCUUCUCAUGGGAAUGAAAGUGCCGCCAUGACUUCAAAGCUGAAUGAUACGCAGAAAACAGAAAGGAUUAGAUGGACGUCUGUCACAAAAAAUGAAGCUUUCGCGAUAUAUGUGUCGAAAAAAUUGGAAGAAAUGACUGAAACUCAAGGAAUAUAUGCUGAAAAACUUAUAUCUGAUAUAUUAAUAAAGGGUUCAUUAGACCUACUAACGGUAGACACAAAUAUUUGUGAUAAAGUACCUAUGUCAUCAUUACUCCCAGAAACUGAGAUGCAUAAAAACCCUGGUGUGACUAUUGAUACUUUGAGACAAAACGGGAGAUUUUUCAGAUUUACGCCUACUUCAUUUUGAGAAAUCAUGACAGUUUCAGAUGGCGCAUACAGCGUUUAUAAUUGACAUUUCUCGCAAUUCUCCACUCUCGUGACCUUUGAGUAUAAAUAAUAAUAUUUUAUAUUCUAUGCUCGUAGCAAUCUUCUAUACUCUGAAUAGAUGACUAGCCGUCUGUCAUUAUAUUCCAUUCAUUUCAUUAAAAAUUCGAUAUGAACUGAAUUGUAAUUUCUUGUGAGAGUUUGUAGUACCUCAAUUUUUUUUCAUUUUGAAACACCGCCAGACAGAUAGCAGGAAUUCGGACAAUUUUGAAGAGCGCCACCUUACAGAACUCUGGUCAGUUUUCACCCAAGUAACAGGUGGACUCUCAAAAAGUCUGAAUCAAAAUCCAACCAGUGCACACACCAGGGUUUCUUGCAUCUUACAGAAAACCUCAAUUACUGAACUUUAUUAGGUCAGAAACCGUCAGAAACAAAUAUCCAAAGGUUGAUGUUAUUACUUAUUUAUAAUUAUUGAAUAAUUUUUUUCAGAAACUGCAGUCACACAAAAAAGAAAUGAUAGUUAUUGCAACAUUUCUUGAAAUAUUAUGGUAAACGUCUAUUGCAACCACAAUACACAUUCGUGAAGAUACUUUUCGUGAAAUAUUUUCCAUAAAAGAUCAGGUUUAAAAUUAGGACCAUUAUUAUUAUGUAGGUUUUUAUCAUUAUUUUAUUCUCUUACCCAACUUGACAUGACAGUUUAAGGUAUUUUAAGGUUCUUCUAUUUAGAGUGCGUUUUUUGCAGUGUAUAUUUUUUGUCCAAUCCCAGAAAGAGAAGAGCAAUAUUCAAAAAUCCUUCAAUUUCUUUAGUAAUUUUCGAUAGAGGUGUAACAGUCCUAUAUGAAUUGUGUUUUUAAUACCAUGUAAGCUUUAUUUUUUCCACAGCAUUGUUAAUUGUUUCCACAGCGAAUGGUUAGACGGCCACUGAAACGAUAACAUUUCUCUCCUCGCGUUAGAAUGGUGUUAUUGUUAAUAUUAUUUAAUUUCUAAAGACAUCCCUGCAGCCAUGUGUUCUCUUCAGCUGGAAUUUGACACAUACCAUAGCUUUCUUUUGCAACAGAACUUUUUUUGCAUCCGGACAGAAGUGAACAACUUUUACAUUACAUUUUACAAGUUGUGCUCUUUCCAUAUUAGACAUUAUUAUAAUUCCACUCAUAACUAAGUUAAGGGCGAAUUUACAAGCCUUUCAUUAAUGAAAACGUUCCUCUCUUUUUUUUUUUUGAACGUUCAUGGACCACACCUCCACCUCUUACAAGAAAGAUGCCCCCCCAUUCCAUCUGUCAGCCUGGUGUCUAUUGGACAAAUAAGUUUUGAACAUUUCAAGUGCCUUUCCUCUUAUGCCAUAGCAUAUCAGGAAUUCACAAUAUAGAAUUUACUGUACCCUAAAUUUUCCUACAGACGAUUCUUACUCGAGUGAUAGUUCUUUUUCUAUUUAAAAAGAAAAAUUUUCAGUGUUUGAUCACUCAGUUAUAAUGGGAAUGGUUGAAUCUUUUAGGAAUUAUAUAUUUCUUUGAGGGGAAAUAACAAUAAUAAUAAAUUUAUUUGCAGAAAUAUAUAUUAUAUUAUUUUUGUAUUAUUUCAGGGCCGCUGCCAGGAGCGGCAAAUCGGACAUUUUUCCGGGGCUCCAAAUUGUAGGGGCGCAAAGUCAGUUAAUAAGACAUACUUUUUGGCACAAAAAUGUUUUCUUAGUAGUAAAAUAAUAAAAUUUCCUAGAGUCAAUUUUUUUCAAAUCAAAUAGGCUUUCUCAACUAUAGUUAUGAAAAUACGCAUAUAUAUUAAAAUUCACCUUUACGAUCUACGUCGGCUUUUUACAAUAGACUGAGGGGCCAGUUUCAUAAUCCAUGUGAAAAGGCUCCCCUUGUUAACACCGCUUCAUUAGAAAGUCGCCUUCAUAUGGAGCUUAAAAGUAGCUUCGGUUUCCUGAACAUAUGUAUUUCGACCGCCUUUGAGAGAAGUCUUUCUUUUAUUCGUAAAUGUCGAAUUUGCCGGAGCGCCAAAAUGUCUGGCGGUGGCUCUGUAUUAUUUAGCCUUAGACAUUCAUGUCGAGAUUAUAUUGGGUUACUUUUUCAAUAUUUUUAUAUAAAAUUUUUAAACGGCCAUAUUUUGUACAUUUUCAAUUACAUAUCUAAAAGUAAAAAAUGAAUGGUAAAAUGAUCUAGUUAGUUGAAUUUCUUGAAUUAAUUAAGUAUUUCUUAAUCAGAAUUUUAUUCAUUCAGAAUUCUUAUCUGAAAAUUUUUCGAAAAUUGUUAUAUUUUUUUUCAUUUAUAUCAUUUCAAUGAUAGUCUCAUGUUUUAAUUGAAAUCUGAGGAAUAGUUGAAUUUUAAUAAGAUUAGAUUUUGAAUUAUGAUUAGAGUAUUGGGGUUUUCAUCAUUAUUGUAUGUAACCAGAAGAAUUGUAUUUCAAAUUUGUAUCCUGACUUGAAAUUAUAGGUAUAUGUGUAGAUACUUUGUAUCUACUGAGUACCGAUCCGCAUUUUUUAGAGUUAGUUAUUUCGGUUAUAUUAAUCCAACUCACUCAUUUUAUAAUAUUUUAAGUAUCCGUCGACCUCGAAAAUUCUAUUGGAAGAAGAAGAAAUUCAUUGUGAGUGUUUCUUGUCCAUGGUUUUACUAUAGAUUUUCACUGUAGAUAUAGGUUGCUAUUUCUGUAUUAGAAUUCAAUAAAAUUUUAUUUGAAACAA